Adineta ricciae is the source of this 879-nucleotide messenger RNA. The record is from the annotation of a GenBank genome assembly. NCBI's taxonomy places the organism in Eukaryota, Metazoa, Rotifera, Eurotatoria, Adinetida, Adinetidae.
AUGACAGCAACGAUCCCCUCGGUAAUUUCAUGUCAAGAAUUGAAAGAUUUGCUUCAAUCAUCAUCACAACCAAUUGCAAUACUUGAAGCGGAUCUUGGCAAGCAAGUCGAGGCUGAUUUCAAAGCAGGUCAUAUUCCCAAAGCCCGAUAUUUCGAUCAACUUGAACAUACAACGCCAACGGCAUUUAUUCCACGUGGUUUACCAGAUGUUAAAUCUUUUGAAGAUUAUCUGACACGUUUGGGGGUUUCAAAUGAUCAUCAUAUUAUUCUCUAUGAUCGAUCAGCAAAUGGCUUCUUCGCUGCAAGUCGUGCUUGGUUUUUGUUGAAGACGUAUGGUGCUGACAAAGUGUCGAUUCUCAAUGGUGGAUUCAAUGCAUGGAAGAAAGAAGAUAAUGAAAUAGAAAAAUCGGAUGAAUCGAACGAUUCGACAAAAGAAGGACAGACAAACAAAUUUACUGUCAAGUUAAACGAACAAAUGGUACGAAAUUUCGAUCAAAUGGUAUCAAAUAUAUCUUUGGAUAAAGAUAAUCCUGAACGUAUCCAAGUAUUCGAUGCUCGACCACCGAAUCUAUUCAAUGGUGCUGAUGCUGGGCACAUGCCUAAUGCAGUUAAUUUACCUUACGGAUCUCUAUUCGAUCAAAACCAACAUUUGAAAUCGAAAGAGCAAUUAGCACAAAUCUUUGACAAAGCUGGUGUUGAUCUGUCGAAACCUACGAUAUACACGUGUCAAGGUGGAGUAACAGCUAGUGCAUUAGCUUUUGUUGCACAACUACUCGGUCAAAAGGAACCAUCGGUCUAUAUGGGCGCAUUUACUGAAUGGCAACAACGCGCUCCUGCUGAUUUAAUAAUCAAAGGCGAUGGAACACCCACUACCCAAUGA